Onychostruthus taczanowskii (white-rumped snowfinch) is the source of this 378-nucleotide messenger RNA. RefSeq names its product SKI family transcriptional corepressor 1-like. The record is from RefSeq and is a predicted model, not a curated record. The transcript has a single exon. The annotation marks the transcript as partial. Lineage: Eukaryota; Metazoa; Chordata; Aves; Passeriformes; Passeridae.
GGGGCGGGCGCGGUGCGCAGCUACCCGGUGAUCCCGGUGCCCAGCAAGGGCUUCGGGAUGCUGCAGAAGCUGCCGCCGCCGCUCUUCCCGCACCCCUACGGCUUCCCCGCAGCCGCGUUCGGACUGUGCCCCAAGAAGCAGGAGGAGGCGCUGGGCGGCGCGGGGGGCGGCGAGGCGGGCAAGGGCGGCGCGCUGCCCCCCGGCAUGUUCUGGGGACCCCCGCACCCGCACCCGCACCAGCCGGCCCAGCCGCCGCACCAGCCCGGCGCCGCCAAGGACACCGGCGUGUACCCCUCGUUCCCCGUGUUCUGGCCGGCCGCCGGCAGCCUGCCCGUGCCGCCCUACCCCGCGCAGAGCCCGGCCAAGGCGGCCGCCACC